AUGAUAAUAGUAAAAAUAUUCAUUCUUAUUGGAUUUUCUAGUUUGGUUAAAUCAAAAAUCAUUUAUAUGCAUAACUUGCCUUUGGGAGAAUACCGUACGGUAUUUGAGAAAGUAUAUUCAUGUCAAUCGUCAAAUUUAAUUCAAUUUAAUGUUUAUUUUAAUAAAAGAAAUAUAACUGAAGUAAAAGGAAAUUUCUACGCUGACGAUAGUGUUCUCUAUUCAAGCUCCAGUGACGUCAACAUUUUUGAUAUAAACGCUGCAUCUUGGAGUUUAACUGGUGGUUGGAAACCAAUUUCGAUUGUUUAUGUAUCAAAAAAAGCUUGUAGUAGUUUGAAAAUGUUCGCAGGAAAUGCGUGGUAUUCAGUAAUAAAGGCUUUUAACAUUCCUAGAACUAGUUGUCCAAUUCCUCUGGGUUCAUAUAUAACAUCAGGUUUAGAUUUGAAAAAAUUAGAAAAACAUAAUUUUCCCAAGAUGUACUUUUAUGGAAAAUAUAAAAUGGCAUUAAAGAUAAGAAAUGAAGAAAAUAAGUAA
This is a messenger RNA of Rhopalosiphum padi (bird cherry-oat aphid), 531 nucleotides long. RefSeq lists its product as uncharacterized. Bases 1 to 531 code for a protein of 176 amino acids. NCBI's taxonomy places the organism in Eukaryota, Metazoa, Arthropoda, Insecta, Hemiptera, Aphididae. The record is from RefSeq and is a predicted model, not a curated record. The transcript has 4 exons.